AUGGGAGAGGUGAGAGUCGGUGAGAAUGACACGCUGGUCAUGAUGAGGAAGAGUAUCAAGAGAUCGAAGAAUGGCGAGGAGAUCCAAACGGAAGUUGUGAUGCGCGAUGCGAUCAAGGAGUUUCAGGCUGGAUCUUCCAUGCUUGAAAAGUCCAGAUCCUUUGCUGAGGUGACAGGAGUUGAGAACGGGGUGUCAGGCGACAACGUUCCAUGGCUGAUCGAAGAGGAUGAACCGGAUCUGGAGCCUUUAGAUCCUAAUUUGGGGGCGAUCUCUGAAUGGGGUUUUCAGACCAUUAUCAGAGAAGAUGGUUCCGUUGAAAUAAGGAGUAACAAAGAAGCGAGAACGAGAAUGUGUCAAAGGUGGAAAAAUUCACUGAUAGUGAAGCUGCUGGGCAAGAAGAUAGGCGUCGGGUUUAUGAAGAAGAGAUUGGAGGUGAUGUGGGCGAAAUCUGGCAGCAUCUUUGUUGCUGAUCUCGGCAAUGAGUUUUUCUCCGUACGUUUUAGUAGCUUGGAAGACAUGAACCUUGCAAUUACAGGUGGAACGUGGGUCAUUUCGGGUCAUUAUCUUGCCACAAGGAAGUGGGAACCUUGUUUUGAUCCUGAGAAGGCUAAUAUCCAUAAGGUAGCAGCAUGGAUUCAACUUCCAGGGAUUCCACAAGAGUACUGUGAAUUCCCUUUCCUAAAUCAUUUAGGAUCGGUGAUUGGGAAAGUAAUCAAAGUUGACAGGACAACUUCAACUGGAGAUAGGGCCAGAUUUGCUAGAGUGUGCAUCGAAAUUGAUCUCUCUAGGCCUUUGAGGGGUGAGUAUGUUUUGGAUGGUUGUAGGAAGAGGGUAGAGUAUGAAGGGCUUUAUUUGAUUUGCCUUAGGUGUGGUAGGUAUGGGCAUAAUUCUGAGGCUUGUCCAGAUUAUGUGAAGCCUACACCUGUGCAUCAGGCUGAGGAGAAAUCUGGUAAUUCUGUAGAUAAUUCUGGCAGUCAAGGUUUGGGACCAUGGAUGGUAGUUAAUCGAAGGAAGAAAGGCCAACAGGCUGUGCAGAAGUAA
This is a messenger RNA of Gastrolobium bilobum, 1041 nucleotides long. RefSeq lists its product as uncharacterized. The record is from RefSeq and is a predicted model, not a curated record. The coding region runs from base 1 to 1041 and encodes 346 amino acids. NCBI's taxonomy places the organism in Eukaryota, Viridiplantae, Streptophyta, Magnoliopsida, Fabales, Fabaceae. Gene Ontology annotation, molecular function: nucleic acid binding; zinc ion binding. The transcript has a single exon.